CGAUGACUGUACUGACUGUAUAUCCUUACGAGCUCUCAUUGCGAGGCCGAGGCACGAGAGCCAGCCAAAACAUUAGUAUUGGAGAGAUCGACUGCUACCUUAAAAAUAUCAAAAUGAGGGAUGUUUCGGUGUAUUUAGCUGAACAGAAAAGACAAGCUAAUGCAGACGUUGCAGCUACAUGGAAUGAAAUUGAAGAACUUUACAAUAAAAAAUUAUGGCAUCAGUUGACCCUCAAGCUCUUAGACUUUGUAAAGCAUGAACAGUUUGCUCAAGGAGAUGGACUCUUAAAGUUGUACGAGAACUUCCUGUCUGACUUUGAACACAGAAUCAACCCUCUGUCAUUAGCUGAAAUUGGUGCUGUCAUUGUCAGGCAAGUUCCAGAUUACAAUGAGGCAUUGGCCUUUAUCGACAAGAUCUAUGAGAAGGUCAAAUCAACUGACCAGGCUGGCAUACUGUGUAUGACGGUCAGUGGUAUGAUGAAACUGAAGGUCAAUGACCUGGAAGGCACAAAGGUCAAGGUGGAAGAGGUUCAGAAGAUCUUGGACAAUUACGAUGGAGUGACCACUGUCCAUGCUAGAUUCUAUGACCUGUCCAGUAAUUAUUACAAGGUGACCGGUAAUCAUGCACUCUACUAUCGGGACGCACUGAGGUAUCUCGGCUGCUUGGACAUCAAAGAUAUUGCAGAGGAAGAGAGGAGAGAGCGUGCUUUCAACCUAGGUCUUGCGGCUCUACUAGGAGAUGGCGUCUACAAUUUUGGUGAAUUGUUAGCACAUCCUGUCCUGGAAUCGCUACGGACGACAGAGAAAUCCUGGUUGGUAGAUCUACUCUUUGCAUUCAACAGUGGCAAUCUAGACAAAUUUGAAUCGAUGGCACAAUCUUGGGGGCAACAGCCUGACCUAGCAACAAGUGAGCUUCCAUUGCGGCAAAAGAUAUCUCUUUUAUGUCUGAUGGAGAUGACGUUCACAAGACCUGCUAACAAUCGCAGUCUUACCUUCUCAGAGAUUGCACAAGCCGCUAAACUGCCAUUAAAUGAGGUUGAGAUCUUAGUGAUGAAGGCAUUGUCAUUGGGCCUGGUGAAAGGUUCUAUCGAUCAGGUAGAGAACAAGGUCCAUAUGACAUGGGUACAACCAAGAGUGCUGGAUGCAAAACAGAUUUCCACGAUGCAAACCCGACUUGGAGAAUGGUGCGAAUACAUCAAGACCACACAAGUCAUGUUAGAAGACCGAGCACAGGAUAUUCUGGACAGAAAUUGAUUCAUUCCCGUUACUCGUCUUACUUGGGAAGACCCAGGGGGUGUUUCACAAAGAUUUAAGUAUGACUUAGAGUCGCACUUAAAUACUGGGUUGCGUAUGUAUGAGAUACUUGACUGCAUUGGUUAGAUCGUAUCAUGAUGACGCACACAACUGCGUAUCUAUCAAUAAGAUCGCGGUUGCAUAUCAUGUACUCGUCAGAAUUUAAGUGCCACUUAAGUCAUACUUAAAUCUUUGUGAAACACCCCCCUGAUUGAUGUCUUAGACAAGUUACUAUCCUGUUCAUUUCCAAGAUUAUGGAGUCAACUGGUUUAA
Lytechinus variegatus (green sea urchin) is the source of this 1565-nucleotide messenger RNA. It is a transcript of the gene psmd13, whose product is annotated as 26S proteasome non-ATPase regulatory subunit 13-like. Gene Ontology annotation, biological process: ubiquitin-dependent protein catabolic process. Gene Ontology annotation, molecular function: structural molecule activity. Lineage: Eukaryota; Metazoa; Echinodermata; Echinoidea; Temnopleuroida; Toxopneustidae. The transcript is spliced from 11 exons. The record is from RefSeq and is a predicted model, not a curated record. Gene Ontology annotation, cellular component: cytosol; nucleus; proteasome regulatory particle, lid subcomplex. The coding region runs from base 3 to 1253 and encodes 416 amino acids.